Molecule: messenger RNA, 1171 nt
Organism: Catharus ustulatus (Swainson's thrush)
Lineage: Eukaryota; Metazoa; Chordata; Aves; Passeriformes; Turdidae
Product: UPF0500 protein C1orf216-like
Source: RefSeq, a predicted model, not a curated record
GGCUGGAGCGGGGCCGGAGCGGGGCUGAGCGGGCGGCAGGACACCACGAGAUGUUUGCUGUCUGCCCGGCAAACGCCCCAUUCCGGGGAGGGCCAGCGUCGGGCACGGCCAUCCCAGGGGCGGGACAUGGGCCGGACUCCAACUCCAACUUCGUGGGAGAGGUGUGUGACAGCAAUGAGAACUGGAGCCAGCCAGCGCCGGGGUCCCCGCCGGAGGAGGGCUCCAGCCGGAGCGAAAACACCACAAAUCCGUCUGAUAAUCUGCUGUUAUUAAUGCAGAGACAGAUGGUCCAGGGCCGGCUUAGGGACACCGCCCCGGGCCUGGGCGACAUGCACCCCGAGCAGGGGGAGCGCAGCCCCCCCGAGGGAGCGGAGGUCAGCGGGGCAGGGGGACAAAGCUGCGCCGAGGAGGCGGCCGGGGGAUGUGUCAAAGCCCCGAGCUCCCCUGCAGAGGACAACGGCUACGCCAGCAGCUCCCUCAGCAUCGACAGCCCCGACAGCACCUGCAGCACCACCUGGGACCCUCCUGCCUCUGCCCCCCCGAGCCAGGCCCCCCCUGAGGCUGGACCGGCUGAGCCUGAGCUGGGCACCCUGUUCCCAGUGCUGGCAGAGGCUGUGCAGCACCUCCAGGACAAGGAGCGCUUCAAGGAGCAGGAGAAGGAGAAGCACCACAUCCAGCUGGUGAUGUACCGGCUGGCCCUGCUGCGCUGGAUCCACGGCCUGCAGCAGAAAGUUGUGGACCAGCAGAACCGGUUGCAGGAGAGUUUCGACACCAUCCUGGAUAAUCGCAAGGAGCUCAUCCGCUGCAUGCAGCAGGGCCCAGCCUGCAUCGCUGCUGCAGCCACUCCUGGCCCCUGAGGUGCCACCAGUGCAGCCCAGCCCUCACCCUCUGGAUGGUGUGGCGUUGGAUGGUGGCGUCUCCAUCCUGUGCCAAGUGCUCACCAGGCUCCUGGGGCCCACCCUGCCCUUCCCAUCUCUCUCCAACGCAGCCAAGAGUCCCCAAAGCGUUCAUCUCCAUUAUCCCUCUGCACUGGAAUUUGUGUUGUCCUGCACCCAGGUCUGGGAUGGCACUGGGGUGGCUCAACCUCAGGACCUUGGGGUUUGCUGAGCCCAAGGUGACCAGACUGUUCUUUAAACCUUUAAACCUCUAGUCCAUUGUUGAGCCUGGCUUA